UCUAUCGACAAUCGCGCCUCUGUUCUACCUUCUGCAGUCACCCUCCGACCGUCCUCUUUCGGCCAAUGUGGCCCGCUAGCCAGUUCCACGGCGGUUGGAUGUGGGCGUCAAACGACUUCCAAUCCAGCAACCUUUGGCGUCGGUGGUUUGCCGGCCGGAAGCGUAGCCGCUGCCCAAGCCGUAGGCACCGGAAAUGCAGUGCCCAUCUGCAAUCUUUUCAGUCUGGUCACACCAUACCGUACUCUCUUGGUGCAGACGAUGGCCCGCCACGAGCAUGUCGCCUGUCACGUGGAGGCAGCCUGCGAUCCCAUGAGCCAGGAGGUCUACGACUGGCUUUACGCCUUCAACCCUCUCAUGGCGGGUCAGAUCAGGUUCGCUUACCUGAUCAGCCUACCAAAUACUCUUUAUGCCUGUGGAUAGAUAACGAUUCCCAUGUUGAAAAAAGCAGGAUCAGUUAG
Messenger RNA from Protopolystoma xenopodis, 458 nucleotides. Lineage: Eukaryota; Metazoa; Platyhelminthes; Monogenea; Polystomatidea; Polystomatidae. The record is from the annotation of a GenBank genome assembly.